Molecule: messenger RNA, 1032 nt
Organism: Chenopodium quinoa (quinoa)
Lineage: Eukaryota; Viridiplantae; Streptophyta; Magnoliopsida; Caryophyllales; Amaranthaceae
Product: floral homeotic protein GLOBOSA-like
Exons: 1
Coding region: 1-1032 (343 amino acids)
Biological process (GO): regulation of transcription by RNA polymerase II
Molecular function (GO): DNA-binding transcription factor activity, RNA polymerase II-specific; RNA polymerase II cis-regulatory region sequence-specific DNA binding; protein dimerization activity
Source: RefSeq, a predicted model, not a curated record
AUGGGUAGAGCAAAAAUAGCAAUGGAGUUCAUUGUUAAGGAAAAAACAAGGAACGCUACUUAUGGGAAGAGGAAAAAAGGGUUGCUUAAGAAAGCACACGAGUUAUCGAUUUUAUGCAACGUACCGGUUUGCAUAAUCAUCUACCCUUACAAAGAAGGGAAGCAAUCCUCGGAAGCUGAGGUUUAUGCUUUUAAAGGGGACUUGAUAACGGAGUCUAAUGCUAUGGAUUUGUCUCGAGCAACCGAUCCGAUGGUUGCUCGAGAGAUGAUUGAUAGGUACGUUAGGAUUCCUAAUGAGGAGAAGUACAAAAGGGCUCUUAACUUGUUUGACAUGUUUGAUGAAUGGACUAAAAAGGCUGAUCAAGAGUUGUCCAAACUAAGGCAUAAGAAUGCAUUGGUUAAGUACCCUUGUUGGGAUUCUAGAUUUGAUGGGCUUACUCUUGAACAACUUAUGGAAUUGCUUGUUCAUUUGGAUCAGAAGAUUGAGUUUGUUAGGCAAAAGAUUUCGUUGUUUAAGAGUAAUAAUAAUCAUAAUCAUAGUCAUACUCAUAAUCAUGAGGGCGCGGCUUUGGUACCGUACCUUGAGCCUACGCCAAUCACUAGUCAUCAAAUUGGGUUCCCUUAUGUUGAAGGGUUUAAUCAAUUGACCUCAUUUAAUUAUCCUAUUAACAACAAUAAUUAUAAUUAUCAACAAUUUUGCCACCAAUUAGUGCCUUUUAAUUAUCCAAAUCUCGAUAAUCAAGGUGGUGGUAGUAGUAGUAGUCAUCAAAUGGGUGGUACUAGAAUGGAUGAUCAGGGUGGUAGCAGCAGCAGAGGUAGCAGCUUGAUGUAUAAUAUGAACUCAAUGCCCGGGGUUGUACCUGUGUACUAUGAUCAAGGGCGAGGAUUUGUUGAUAACUUCGGGGCGACAUCAUCAUACGGUGCUGGUUUAACUAUGUCUAUGCCCUUGCAGUCGAUGCCUAUGCUGCCUAAUGCUUCAUUGCAAAGGCAGAGGCAAUAUCAUCAGAUGUACUACAAGCAGGUAUGUGAUUAA